Molecule: messenger RNA, 1011 nt
Organism: Lecanosticta acicola
Lineage: Eukaryota; Fungi; Ascomycota; Dothideomycetes; Mycosphaerellales; Mycosphaerellaceae
Source: the annotation of a GenBank genome assembly
AUGGCCACGACCAGCCCUCCCCCCGCGACAAUUAAAUUCCACAACCCUCACGCGUCGCCGGAGCACCCCAGCAGCAGCGCCUGGCACCCCGAACUCCCACUUAACAUCCUCGCCGUCCUCCUCGCGGUGCCGCUCCUGCUACUAAUAAAAAACCUCACGGCCCGCGCCCUCGAAUCCCUCCUCCUGAAGCACUUCCCCGCGGCCUCCUUCGAGUGGGUCUGCGCGAAACCGUGGCGAGGCGAGAGGGAGCGGGAAUGGAAAUUGAUCCGCUGGCAGAGGAAUUUCUGCCUCGCCGCGGGCGCGGCGGGGUUGCUGAUGCGGUGGCCCGGGUGGUUUGUUCUGAGGUGGCAUUUCUGGCAAUGCGUGGUGCUCGUCGCGGGUUUGUGCAUCGGAGUGCAGGGCGGGGUUGUGGGUGGGUUGGUGGCGAUGCAUGGCUUCAUUAGCGUUGCGGAUGCCCUGGGCAGGGUGACGGGGUGGGUUUCCGUUCGGGGGACGUGGAUUCCACCGCCGACUCCGAUGGCGCGCCAUGCUUCUUCUUCUUCUCCGACGAAGGCACAGGCUGAAGAAGCACCGCCGACCCCAACCUCGGGCCGCAAGUCUUGCGCGGAGACCUGGUGGGAGAAAGUCCCCGGAGCGGGAUUCUUGUCUCCACGUGCACUGCAUGGCGGAGACGCAGAGGACGUCUGCCUGCAAGAAUACCAGCAGCCGGUGGAACAGGACUACCACCACACCGACGCCAAUACAGAGGCCCUUGCAAUGCCAGAGGACACUCCAGCUACGUCGACAUUCCAAUUUUCUCCCACGUUAGGCGGCGAUGCCCUCAACAAUAGCAGCUGGCUCCGCAUUCGCAAUUUCGGCAAGUCUUCCAUCUUCAGCAAUUCGACUUCAAGCAGCGCCAGUCGCGACUCUUUUGGUCGCUCCAAGAUAGGUCGUCACGGGCUUCUCGAAAUGGAGGACACGCCGGGCCUCUCAGGCGGAUCGUCGCGUCGUGCGAAGCGGCGAUUGCUUUGA